AUGAGUAAAAUUGUAAAAUUAGAAAAAAACUUGGGGUUGAUGAACGGUAUUAGCAUAAUCGUAAAUGGUAUUAUUGGAUCUGGUAUAUUUAUUUCUCCUGCUGAAGUCGCUAGAAAAACAAAUAGUGUUGGAAUAUCUUUAUUAAUAUGGGUUAUAUCUGGAUUAUUUUCGUUGAUAGGUGCUCAUUGUUUUACAGAACUCGGAACAAUGAUAUCCAAAUCAGGAGCUGAUUAUGCAUAUAUUCUUAUUGCAUUUGGACCUAUAUUAGCAUUUUUGAGAUUAUGGGUAGAUGCUAUAAUAGUUAGACCUGCAUCUCAAGCAAUAGUAGCUUUAGUUUUUGCAGAAAAUUUAUUAAAACCAUUAUAUAAUACUUGUGAGCCUGAUAAAUUACAAACAAAAGCAUUAGCUCUUGUUCUUAUAUUGCUCCUUACAUUUAUAAAUUGUUGGAGUGUCAAAGCAUCUGCCAAAUUACAAGAAAUCCUUACCUAUGCAAAACUUUUAUCUUUUGCAAUUAUUAUAAUAUCUGGAAUGGUAGCUCUAGGCCAAGGACACACCGAAAACUUCAAAAAUGCGUUCGCGGGAGGUACAACGAGUCCGUUUGUGAUAGCUUCGUCUUUCUAUUUCUCCCUGUUCUCUUACAAUGGAUGGACAUAUCUCAAUAUGGUAGUUGAAGAAUUAAAGGAUCCCUACAAAACGUUACCUCGAUCAGUUUGGAUAUCGUUAACCUUAGUCACUUUAAUAUAUGUAUUGAUAAACGUCUCCUAUUUCACCGUUAUAAGUCCGGGCGACUUAAGUUCAACCAAUGCCAUCGCUGUGUUAUUCGCGCAAAGAUUGUACGGGAAAUUUUAUUGGGUGGCUCCGAUAUUUAUAGCCCUAUCAUGCUUCGGGACUGUGAAUAGUAUAUUAUUCACUUCUUCUCGAUUGUAUUAUGUUGGUGCGCGGGAAAACCAGAUGCCAAAAUGCCUGACCAUGAUUCAAGUCAAUCGAUUGACUCCGAUCCCUGCCGUUUUAUUUACCGCCCUCCUUUCGAUUAUUUAUCUAUUGUGGGAAAGCGUCGCGGAUUUAAUAUCAUACGUUUCGUUCGCGAAUUGGUUAGCCAUCGGUGGGGCUGUAGUAGCUUUAUUGUAUCUCAGGAAAAAAUAUCCUCAUGCACCUAGGCCUAUCAAAGUUAGUCUAAUAUGGCCAAUUCUGUAUAUAAUCCUCACGAUAUUCCUCAUAAUCAUGCCAAUUUACGACGAUUUCAAAAACACAGGCAUAAAAUCUUUAUAUUUACGAAAGUAUGAUUUUGAAAUUACGCACAAAUUGAGGGUAAUAUUUUUUGUUUUAUUAAAAAUCCCGCCUCUAUUUAAACAAGGAUUACCUUUCGGAGCUCUCAUUAUAUUAGCCGGUCUACCAGUUUAUUUCCUUUGCUGUUAUUGGAAAAAUAAGCCCGCUUGUUUUACCAAAUCUAUAGAUAAAUUGAACAUUUUGGUGCAAAAAUUGAUUUUGUGCAUACCCGAAGAAAUAACACCGGAAUCUAUGACAGACGAACUGCAAGGGAUCGAAAAUGAAAAUGCCAAAAUCGUUCAAGAAUUUAAAUUUGAAUAA
Messenger RNA from Gordionus sp. m RMFG-2023, 1587 nucleotides. Its product is annotated as Y+L amino acid transporter 2-like. The transcript has 13 exons. Bases 1 to 1587 code for a protein of 528 amino acids. Gene Ontology annotation, molecular function: L-amino acid transmembrane transporter activity. The record is from RefSeq and is a predicted model, not a curated record. Gene Ontology annotation, biological process: amino acid transmembrane transport. NCBI's taxonomy places the organism in Eukaryota, Metazoa, Nematomorpha, Gordioida, Chordodea, Parachordodidae. Gene Ontology annotation, cellular component: membrane.